Molecule: messenger RNA, 466 nt
Organism: Porites lobata
Lineage: Eukaryota; Metazoa; Cnidaria; Anthozoa; Scleractinia; Poritidae
Source: the annotation of a GenBank genome assembly
CAAGUUUCCAAUAAGAAGCCAGAGCAUGUUGAUGGCCAACAACCUACUGUGGUAGGUCCUUUAGUUGCCAAGAUAACACCAAACAGUUCUUGUAGACUACCAGACCCCUCUGAUGCGCUCAGACAUGGCAGUAUAGCAGUAAAGAAAACCUGUACACCAUCAGUCAGCAGUUCUUGUAUACAACUGGACCCCCCUGAUGCCCUCCAACAAGGCAUGGGCUCCGUUGAAGCAGCAAAGAAAACCUCUACACCGUCAGCUAAACAACCAGACCCUCCUGAUGGCCUUCAACAUGCCAUGGAAUCAGAUGAGGCACCCUUUACACCACCGGAGGUUUCUCAGAUUCCUGGACAUAAUAACCAAACUUGCGAUGACUCUCAUUUUUUAUCGUAGACGCUGCUGGCAAAUACUCAACAUUCGUGGCUUUAACAAGGUCAACAUUGGGGAAUGUGGCCUCUUGUCGAGUUGA